UGUCCCUCGGACACAGCGGAUCACCGAUCCACGGAAAAGAGCUGAAGAUGUCAGCUCGGUCAUGUGAUCAGCUGUGUCCAAUCACAGCUGAUUACAUGUAAACAGGGAAAUGCCAGUUAUUGGCAUUUCUCUCCUCACGAGCUGUCACGCUGACAACUUAGGGGACAUCAGCGCCACCUGUCAGUGUCCAUCAGUGCCAGCUCUCAGUGCUCAUCCAUGCCACCUGCCAGUGCCCAUCAGUGCCACUUUUCAGUGCCCAUCAGUGCCACAUAGUGCCCAUCUGAGCUGCCUUUCAGUGUCACCCCAUCAGUGCCAGUCAGUGUCACCUAUCAAUGCCAGUCAGUGCCACUUAUCAGUGCUGCCUAUCAGUGCCACCUAACAGUGCCAUUCAGUG
Molecule: messenger RNA, 394 nt
Organism: Staurois parvus
Lineage: Eukaryota; Metazoa; Chordata; Amphibia; Anura; Ranidae
Source: the annotation of a GenBank genome assembly